Messenger RNA from Elaeis guineensis (African oil palm), 630 nucleotides. NCBI's taxonomy places the organism in Eukaryota, Viridiplantae, Streptophyta, Magnoliopsida, Arecales, Arecaceae. The record is from RefSeq and is a predicted model, not a curated record.
UGGAACCAGCCGACUAUAAAAAUCGCUACCCUUCUCUAAGCAUCCGACUCUAGGGUUUUCGGCUGCGACAUCGUCCUUUGGUUGCUUCCCUCGUUCGCUUUGCGAGCUCCACUUGGCGGCGUCCAUGGCGGUCGAACAGGAGGUCAAGCUCUUCAAUCGCUGGUCCUUCGAGGAUGUCCAUUGGGCCAAGAGAAGAUGCAACUCGGAUUGGGUCUGCUGGUGUUGUCAGACGUCAGGCAGUCGACAUUUCUCCGUUGAGGCGUGUCAACCAGGCAAUAUACCUCCUCACAACUGGUGCUCGGGAGAGUGCUUUCAGGAACAUCAAGACUAUUGCUGAAUGCCUUGCUGAUGAACUAAUUAAUGCAGCCAAGGGUUCUUCCAACAGCUACGCUAUCAAGAAGAAGGAUGAGAUUGAACGUGUUGCUAAGGCCAACCGCUGAGUGCAUUUUAUAUCCCGAGAGCAAAUUUUGGAAGGAAUUGUCAAAUGGUUUUUCAUGUUAUUAUUUUUAAAUUUAGUUUUGAUUUGUUAUAGUUCCAGACUUUGGUUCCGUGUUGCAAAAUUAGUGGUUUCACAUUCGAAUUAGAUUUGAAUUUUGAACUACUGAGAUCUGUCCGACUCGGUUGAUGAUC